GACAGCACAAGACAGAGGAGUACCGGAAGGUGAAUGUCCUGAUGAAGGUGCCUGCACUAAAAGAUGGUUCUUUCACCUUAGCAGAGAGCAUUGCAAUCCUCCUGUACCUGGCCCAGAAAUUCAAGACUCCUGAUCACUGGUACCCGUCUGACCUGCAGAAAAGGGCUAGGGUUGAUGAGUACCUGUCAUGGCAGCAUGCCAACAUCCACGCAAAGGGGAGCAAGGUGUUCUUAACAAAGGCAGUGCUGCCUAUCCUCACAGGCCAGGCACUUCCUCCAGAGAAAAUGGAAGUUAUUACUGAGGACCUGAAUGUUGUCCUGAAGCAGUUUGAGGAGAAGUUCUUGCAGGACAAGCCCUUCAUUGCAGGCAGUGAGAUCUCCCUGGCAGACCUUGUAGCACUGGUGGGCCUCAUGCAGCCUGUGGGCGCUGGCUAUGACCUCUUUGAGGAGAGGCCAAAGUUGGCAGAGUGGCGUAGGCGGGCGGAAGAAGCUGUGGGGAAGAAGCUCUUCCAGGAAGCCCACGAAGGGAUCCUGAAUGUCAAGAACUUGACUGCUGAUAAGUUUGCACCUGAACUCGUGGAGAAUUUCAAACAGCAGCUCCUAAAGCAGAUCAGCCUGAAUUAG
Acanthisitta chloris (rifleman) is the source of this 623-nucleotide messenger RNA. RefSeq names its product glutathione S-transferase theta-1-like. Gene Ontology annotation, molecular function: glutathione transferase activity. Gene Ontology annotation, biological process: glutathione metabolic process. Gene Ontology annotation, cellular component: cytoplasm. NCBI's taxonomy places the organism in Eukaryota, Metazoa, Chordata, Aves, Passeriformes, Acanthisittidae. The record is from RefSeq and is a predicted model, not a curated record. The annotation marks the transcript as partial. The transcript has 4 exons.